UUGAGCACAAAAUGAGUCAAUUUGAGUAACAAAUGAAGUCAUACCGGAAGAAGUAAGCAUUUUAUCAAGGUGAUCCAGAAGGCAAUCUUGGAGAGCAAGAAACGCGGGAUUUAUCAGACGAAUUUGGCGGAGGGCGCCCAAAUAGGCGCCCAAUAUGGCCGCCUGGCUGGCCGCCUACGGUAUAUCAAAGUCAACGCUCCAGUUUGACCCGAACCUGUAGAAGACAGAAAGCGGCCGACGGAGGAAGGAAGGCGGCCGCCCUUCGUGGCCGCCUGCGGCACAACGGGACAAGGCCAACCACCGGCCGGUGCGACUUGACGGCAGGCGGCCAGACAGGAACGGCAGGCGGCCGCCGUCUGGACCGCCUGCGGCUGACGUUGACGGGCUCACGUCGACCUGCCGGUGAAGACAACGGAAGGCGGCCAAUUUUGGUGGAAGGCGGCCGCCCUCUAUGGCCGCCUACGGCUGACGGAGACCAGCCCACGUGUCGUUGCCGGCGAGUUGACGGCAGGCGGCCAGUUGCUGCCGGAAGGCGGCCGCCUGCCCGGGCGCCUUCGGGGAAAUUUUUCCUAUAAAUUGCCCGAUUUUUCCUCAACUCAAACACACCACUUCCAACCCUAAAUCAGUUCAAAACACCUUCUUUCUUCCUCCAUUUUCGAGCUCCAAGGGUCUUAGAGAGAGAGAAACUUCAAAUCUUCAUAUCUUCUUCAUUUUAGCUCCAAAUUAUGUAUGGAGGAGGUGACGACCCCAUCUUUGAGGAUUCACCACUAGGAAGGGAAGAUCCGCCGCCUCAGCCCGAUAUCCCCUUUGCCACUAUCGCAGACCGCAGACGCUUUCAGGUAUGGGGACAGUACCGCACUCUCCUGGCUCCCAUGAUCUUAGACCAGGAGAUGCUCGAGGAGUGGGGAUACUGGAGUGAUAUUGAUGCUCUGCUGGGAGACUCUUUGUGGCGGAGGAUUCUACUCAUACAGGAGAGGGCCAGUCUCCCGUUGACGAUAGAGUUCUUGUGCUCUCUACAGUUCACUCACUAUGGCCAGACUGUGCAGGAGAGUUCUGUCAUUGGGUCGGAGACUCAGAUGAGAUUCACUAUUAGGGGCAUUGAGCACUCCAUCUCUGUGGCUGAGCUCGGAUGGAGGAUGGGGCUCUAUGCUCCGGCUUACACCCAGACGGAGGAGUUCCGUGCUCUCUCGACCCGUCUACCCGAGGCUUUUGACGUUGAGGAGUUCUGGCGCCGACACUCCACAGACACCAGGUCGUUUCUCCGGCAGCAUCCCCAUUCGAACAAAUGGAGAGAGACUCACUGGUAUAUACUCUCAUUUGUACUCUCCUGUGGUCUUUUUGGGCGACCUCAUAACACAAACAGGGUGUCCAAAAAGGACAUUUUAUUCUUUUGGAGUCUGAUUCACCGUACCCCGGUGAAUAUGGCGGUCCUUAUGGCUCGUUUCUUCCGGAGCCAGGGGAAGACUGUCCGCCGCACUAUCCAGGCAGGGCCUUUCAUCACUACUCUCGUUAGAUCAUUCUACCCAGAUCUAGACAUUCCGGGGCUACUGCACUUACAGGAUAGCAUCCGCGUUCUUCGAUCCUCUUCCUUUACCAACAUGAGGAUCAAGAAGAAGCGGAAUACUCAGGAGCUCCCAGGUAUUGAGCAGCCGACCCGGCAGGGUAGUUCUUCUCGACCCUCGGGACAUGAGGGAUCUAGCGAGCCCUUUUCAGACAUGCCUAGCGCCGCAGAUUGGAGAGCGAUGAUGGAGGGGAUGCGGAGUCUCCAGACUUCAGUUGUUGAGAUACGAGAUGCACAGGAGAGAGGAUUCCAGGAGAUGCGAGAUGCGCAUGCGACGGCCCUAGGAGAGUUCAGAGACUUUCGAUUAGCUCAGGAGAGAGCCACCCGGGAUAUGCAGGAGGAGUUAGAGACCCAGAGGCUAGAUAUUGAUGAGAUGAGAGACUGGCUUAGGCCACACUAUGGCCCUCGGGAUUACGCAGGCGAUGCUUAGUUUUGCUUCUUCCUUGACAUUUUUUUUAUUGUGUUUGUUUGUUUCUUCAGGUUGGACAUUGCGCUGCUCUUUUGACUUGAAUGCUCUUACAAACUGACUAUGGAUGAUGUAAGGAUUUUAAAAAACCAUUUUACUCCUGUUUCAUUAUUCCUCUUCACAAAAUCUUUUCAAAACUCAAGUGUGAGGAAAGAACCAAAAAAAAAAAAAUGUGCCUUUAUUUCCCAAUUUUGUGCCUCAAAAGAAGACCUCGAGGGCGAGGUCCAGCUCAAGUGUGAGGAGGUUGCGUUUUACACUCAAAAGCUAAAACCUUAUUUUAGAACAAUCUUUUUACUAUUUUUGACAUGAAACAUUAAUUUCUCAAUUUGUUAUCAAUCUCAUAAAUAGCUUAGAUAAUCACCCUUAUUAUAAGAAUUUACUUUUAUUAUUAUUUAGAAAACUUGAAUUUGUUAUGGGUUUUUGGUUGUGAAUGUAAAGGGCUGAAUUUGUUUUAAUUGGACAUUCAUUUUAUUCAUUAAAACAAAAAUGUUAGUAUUAAUAAAACUCCAAAACUCAUUGUUAUAGGACAAUUCCAUCUCCGAAAAGGGGCUCUGUUUCAUUCGUUAAUCACAGUCUGUGAGAAUGAAAUAUGCAUUUACCAUGGGAUAACACCGCCAACAAGAGUGAAAAAGAGCAAAAAAAAAAAAAAAAAAAAUAGUGAACAAGAUGAAUGUCCCAAUUAGAAUAAUGAAAACCUUGGGAUAAGGAAUUGAUUGGUGGUUUAACAUAAUAAAUAGUUUUUCUUAAGUAAUACUAAUUUUAAACUCUUGUAUUUUGGGUGAUUUUUCUAAAAUGUUUAAAGAUUGAGAAUAAAAAGAAGAGGUUUUUGUUUCUACUUCUUUAAAAUAGCAAUUAGAUUGUAAUACAGUUAGACUUUACCUUUUGAGUGUGUUUACAACUAAUUCGUCACUUGAGGACAAGCAACGCUUAAGUGUGAGGAGAUUGAUAAGUCCAUUUUUGUACUUAUUUUUCUUAUCAAAUUUAAGCGAUUUUUGAAUAAAAAUAGAAAGAAAAGGCAUGUUUUAGAUAUUUUGGUUCAAGUUUCAUGAAAUCAGGUGAAAAUCACAUUCAUAAUAUGUUUGCCGGGAUUUCGGGUCAAUUGAGCACAAAAUGAGUCAAUUUGAGUAACAAAUGAAGUCAUACCGGAAGAAGUAAGCAUUUUAUCAAGGUGAUCCAGAAGGCAAUCUUGGAGAGCAAGAAACGCGGGAUUUAUCAGACGAAUUUGGCGGAGGGCGCCCAAAUAGGCGCCCAAUAUGGCCGCCUGGCUGGCCGCCUACGGUAUAUCAAAGUCAACGCUCCAGUUUGACCCGAACCUGUAGAAGACAGAAAGCGGCCGACGGAGGAAGGAAGGCGGCCGCCCUUCGUAAUUUAGAAUAAAUACUAGAAAAAAAGGAAAAAAAUGAGUUCGGC
Messenger RNA from Cuscuta epithymum, 3437 nucleotides. NCBI's taxonomy places the organism in Eukaryota, Viridiplantae, Streptophyta, Magnoliopsida, Solanales, Convolvulaceae. The record is from the annotation of a GenBank genome assembly.